AUGGAAUGGUGUAACCAAUGCACUUCUAUCAAGUAUCUAUUCAAAUACAUUCACAAAGGAUAUGACAGAAUUGGUGCAAGUGUGGUUGCUUCUAAGGCAAACACCGGACAACAACAUGAAUGUGUAGAUGAGAUCAAACAAUAUCUCGAUUGUAGGUAUGUUUCUCCGAGUGAGGCGUGUUGGCGAAUAUUUUCAUACAAGGUUCAUGGAAGGAAACCUGCUGUUGAGCGAAUGUUUUUCCAUCUCAUCGGUGAAAAGGCUGUCUAUUAUAAAGAUUGUGAACAAAUGGAGCAUGUAUUAGAAAGUGCAAGCGUAACAGAAUCCAUGUUCACGUCUUGGCUUGUAGCAAAUGCAACAUAUGCGGAAGCCCGGUCAUUGACAUAUGGUGAAUUUGUUACAAAGUUUGUUUAUGUUAAGAGAAACAGAAUGUGGAAGCCACGUAAAAGAGGGUUCACUAUCGGACAUUUGGUGUGGGUUCCACCGACAACCGGUGAACUUUUCUAUUUGAGGAUGAUGUUGACGGUGGCUAAGGGCCCAACUUGCUAUGAAGAUAUCAGGAGGGUCGGUGAAACACAAUAUGACACCUUUAGAGAAGCAUGCUUUGCUAUGGGAUUCUUAGAUGACGAUCGAGAAUACAUAUGUGCGUUAAAGGAGGCAAGCGCUUGGGGGACAGGUCAUUAUCUUAGAAAGCUGUUUGUUGUUAUGUUUUUAUCAGGUGCUGUAAACCGUCCUGCCCAUGUAUGGAAGGAAUCAUGGAUUCUAUUAGCCGAUGGUCUCUUGUACGAACAAAAACAAAUUGCCAACAAUCCAGGUACAGAACUUUGUCAGAUUGAAAAAAUGCUGCAACUUAACCAUCGCACCCUGCAUGAUUUCAAGCCCAUACCUUAUCCGAAUGACUAUGUUAUUCAACAACUAGGAAACCGGCUUAUUUACGAUGAAAGACAGUACAAUAUCCAGGACAUGAAGGUGGAAUUUGAUAAGCUAUUCAAGUGUCUCACUGACGAACAGAGGAAGAUUUUCGACCAAAUCAUGGAUGCCGUCAACAAACAACAAGGUGGUGUCUUCUUCCUGCACGGUUACGGCGGAACCGGUAAGACAUAUAUGUGGAGAACACUUGCAAGUGCAUUGAGAUCUAAGCAUGAGAUUUGUCUAACUGUUGCAACAAGUGGGAUAGCAUCUCUUUUGUUGCCAGGGGGUCGUACAGCUCAUUCCAAGUUCAAGUUGCCAGUUCCAUGUGUUGAGAACUCGACUUGCAAAAUUAAUUUCAAUGACCCUAGCGCUGGUCUUCUAAGGGAGGCAAAGCUGAUUAUAUGGGACGAGGCCCCAAUGGCACACAAAUAUUGUUUUGAAACGCUGGACAGGACUUUGAAGGAUGUCAUGAGUAAUUACGGUAACUCCGAUACUAUUUUCGGAGGCAAGGUUGUGAUUUUUGGUGGGGAUUUUCGUCAGAUAUUACCCGUUGUACCUGGAGGAAGUCGUUCUGACAUUGUCCAUUCAACAAUUAACGCUUCCUACAUUUGGCAUUAUGUUAAAGUAUUGAAUUUGACCAAAAACAUGCGUCUAUCCUCCGGACCAACUGAGCAAGAUAAAAAGGAAAUUGCGGAUUUCUCUGAUUGGCUUUUAAAGAUAGGAGAGGGACGAAUUUCUGAACCUAACGACGGUUAUGCUAACAUUGACAUACCACCCGAACUUUUAAUUACAGACUUCGAUGACCCUAUUCAAGCUAUAGUGGAGAGUACGUAUCCUGAUUUCUUAAAUUGUUACCAAUCGACUGAUUAUCUAAAAAAUAGGGCCAUUCUUGCUUCCACUUUGGACAUUGUUGACAAUAUCAAUGACCAUAUCCUUGCCAUUAUGCCAGGGGAAAUAAGAGAUUACUACAGCUCUAACUCAGUGGAUCGAUCAGAAAUCCAUGACAGCAAUAUUCUUCAGGUCCUUAGCCCAAAAUUCCUCAGCUCCUUAAGAACUUCUGGCCUACCCAACCAUCACUUAAAGUUAAAGGUUGGAACACCAAUCAUGCUUAUGCGAAACAUUGAUCAAUCCCAAGGUCUGUGUAAUGGGACAAGGCUUAUAAUAACUAAUAUGGCUGCUCAUGUGCUUGAGGCCAAAUUGAUGGGUGAUAACAAUAAUGGGAAAGUUAUAUACAUCCCGCGAAUGGAUAUGUCCCUGUCUCAAUCACCUUGGCCAUUCAAGUUAUCAAGACGACAAUUUCCUGUUAUUGUAGCCUACGCCAUGACCAUUAACAAAUCUCAAGGCCAAUCGUUGGAUUGGGUUGGACUCUAUAUACCUCGAGAUGUUUUCACACAUGGACAGAUUUAUGUUGCCGUUUCACGAGUUACAACUAAAAGAGGUAUCAAGAUAUUGAUACAUGAUGAUAAAAACAUCCCAAAGCUUUCAACAUGUAAUGUUGUAUAUAAGGAGGUUUUUAACAACAUAUAG
This is a messenger RNA of Vicia villosa (hairy vetch), 2436 nucleotides long. RefSeq lists its product as uncharacterized. Gene Ontology annotation, biological process: DNA repair; telomere maintenance. The coding region runs from base 1 to 2436 and encodes 811 amino acids. Gene Ontology annotation, molecular function: DNA helicase activity. Lineage: Eukaryota; Viridiplantae; Streptophyta; Magnoliopsida; Fabales; Fabaceae. The transcript is spliced from 4 exons. The record is from RefSeq and is a predicted model, not a curated record.